CAGGUGCUGAAUGUUGAAUGGAAGGUGUGUAGGCGGUCUGAGCUAUCUGAGAAAAACAGUUUGUGUUUCUGUAAACUGUGAUAUCAUAGCACCACAGAAUAGGUGUGUUUAUGGUCGUUCUGCAGGAGCGUGGGAGUGGGAGCACCUUCAGGAGGCCCUGGAAGAGAAGCUGAAGAACCUGCUGGCCGUGGCUCAGCUCAUGGAACGCAUAAGAUCUCUCAUUGGCAGAGACAGGGGUGCACGGGAUACCCCAAGUGCGCGAGCGGCUCAGCUCGGUCCUCAGACCCUCGUCAACCUCUUCAAUUCUCCUCUUUAUUCUGAUGUGAUCUUCAUGGUGCAAGGGAGCGUGUUGCCAGCUCAUCGAGCCGUGCUGGUGGCGCGCUGUGACGUCAUGGCGGCCAUGUUCAGCGGGAAGUAUGCAGAGGCCAGGAGCAGAGUUGUGCCAAUCCAUGGUGUGUCCUCAGAUACUUUCCUGUCCUUUCUGGAAUACCUCUACACUGACUCCUGCUGUCCUGCCAGUGUGCUGCAGGCCAUGGCUGUGCUGGUCUGCGCUGAGAUGUACCAGGUGAAACGACUGCAGCACUUGUGUGAGGUCUGUGUGUGCGCCUACCUGCAGAGCAUGCCCAGUCGCGAGCUGGCAUCCACGGGCAUCAGUGUGGUUCGAUUACUCCGCCGAGCUAAGUGCCAUAAUGCAGAACAGCUGUACAUGUGGUUGCUCCACUUUAUCGCAAACAACUACCUGAUCUUCAGUCACAAACCGGACUUCCUGGAACUUUCAGAAGAGGAGCGGGAGCAGGUGGAGAGGCUCCGCUGGCCGUCCAGGGGCUAUCUGCAGGAGCUCAGCGAGUACCAACAGCGUCGCCGCAAACUACGCAAGUCCCGCUGCAUAGUCAUGUGACAGCGACUGGAAGUGGAACCCUGCAAAGACACAGGGGGGGGACAGAAGGAAAUAAGAGAGGAAAGGAUGUCAAAGGAUGUGCACAUCAGGAAAGGAACUUCUCUUAUAAGCCGUCCUGAUGGUCAAAAACCAGAUUCAGAGGGACAGCGUUGCAGAGGACAUCAUCAACGCCACAACCAGCGGUACAGCAUCGUUUAGCAGGAUGGAGGCUCAGAGGACAAUGCCAGGCUUAAACUCGCACACGCAAAAUUCACUUCAGAUGAACACACCGAGUGCAGAUACAACAACAACCCACAACUGUGUGAGAAAACUGCAUCCCUGCAGGAUGUUUCAGGCCUGAACUAACGGGAACAGUCAGUUCAGGGUGACAAAGCAGUGACGCUGAAUGAAAACGUGUCGUCUUCUCUACUCGACACAGGACGGCGACAUCUUUAAUUCAACAUUAACCAAUGAUGCACCUGUGACCGAUUUCCAAAAUGUGAACUUGUCCACAAGCAGUUUUUAUUUUUAUUUAAGAUGGAAUAAAUACGAACUGAUUAGUAUUUCAGCCAAAUGGAUAAAGUGGAAUGAGUGGGAGGACAGUCAUGCUCAUUCUGAUCUUUAAUCAAACACACAAAAAUUUAAAAAGGGGGAAAAAAAAAAGUCACUUGAGCAUACGAACGGGACCAAUUCAAUUUAGUUUAUUUUGCAGUUAGAUUGUUUCAGUAACAGGAGAGCGUCUCAGAGCCCAGGCUGAUUUAUUUUAAUCUGAGAUGGAAUGCCUUUUGCUCAUGUCUGUCAAAGAGAAUAUUUCAAAUUUUAAAUCAGAAAUGGCUUGAAAUUUAUGUGUCACAGUAAAUUAUGCAUAAAUUUGACAUUUUAUAGACAUAAACUGAAUGUACUUUGAAACUGACUGAGCUGGGCUUUGAACCAUUUUCUUUACAGGUUGAUAUGAAAUAAUGCUGAAAUUAUUCAGUUUGCAAUAAUAUAUUGUUUAAUAUUUUAUUUUUUGCCAAAAUGACAUACUGUACAGGCGAAAACCUUCAGUACAUGAUGCAAAGAUUUAUGGAGAACCACAUCAUGAACAGCUGGUACAUUAAAAAAAACACUGCCUCUGGUUGGACAAACGAUAUUUAUUUUUAUUUUAUGUUAAGGUAUUUUUUUAAACCAUGAUGGUUUUUGUUUUGGUGCUGUAAUUAUUUUUGUAAAUUUUUGGUGUAUGUGGCUAUUAAAAAAAUACUCUUGUUGGGCCAAAUAAUUCAUUUUGUGAUAUUAAGCCUUCACAAAAUGAUUCCAAAAGCAGACUAAUAAUAAACAUAUCGCAGCUAUUUUUUACUCUCCAACUCAAGAAAACUCAUACCAUACCAAGUGCAUAUGCAUUUUUAUUGAAUCCCUGCAGUACUUUGCAUGUACUGCAGCAGUAGACUGUCUGCACAGUAGAGACACGUUUUGGUUGUAGCACUCCAUGUAUUUUUAACCAGCGAGCCGCUGCAUUG
This is a messenger RNA of Thalassophryne amazonica, 2373 nucleotides long. It is a transcript of the gene rhobtb3, whose product is annotated as Rho related BTB domain containing 3. Lineage: Eukaryota; Metazoa; Chordata; Actinopteri; Batrachoidiformes; Batrachoididae. The record is from RefSeq and is a predicted model, not a curated record. Gene Ontology annotation, biological process: regulation of proteolysis; proteasome-mediated ubiquitin-dependent protein catabolic process. The transcript is spliced from 6 exons. Gene Ontology annotation, cellular component: cytoplasm. Bases 11 to 898 code for a protein of 295 amino acids. Gene Ontology annotation, molecular function: ubiquitin protein ligase binding.